Molecule: messenger RNA, 564 nt
Organism: Fomitiporia mediterranea MF3/22
Lineage: Eukaryota; Fungi; Basidiomycota; Agaricomycetes; Hymenochaetales; Hymenochaetaceae
Exons: 4
Coding region: 1-564 (187 amino acids)
Source: RefSeq, a predicted model, not a curated record
AUGUACCGAUUAUCUCGCAGUAUUCGUGUUGUUGAGACGCAACGAGCAUCAAGAUCUCUUCUGCAGGAAGUGUUGCGGAGGCCUUGGAGGGAGCGCCACUUAGCCGAACAACGAACAAGUUUCCAGCUUCGCGCCUUGACAAUCAUGACAAGUGGCCAGCAACAUAUUGGGACGUGUUUAAAACAUGUGUCGGUUGCAACUCCACUGGAUAGGUCUCUCGAGCUCAUGGGUGAACACUUCCAAAAGGACGAGGCGCGUUGCGGUAGACUCUAUUCAUUGAUGGGGUCUCCGGAGACAAGGAUCCCAGUUGCCGUUGCCUCCGCUAUCCUUGACGACAUCGGCCCCUUUACCUCAGGCACCCGUCAUGGGAUGAAAUCAAGAAUGACUCUCUUGUCCACCGGCUUAAUGGUACACAACUCGCUGGAGCUAGCAACGGACUGCGUCGAGUGCGAAGGGAAGGAAAGAGUCUUCUAUGUAGAUUUAUUACGUCCGACAUGGUCCGGCUCUCUCAGCAUCGGUCUCUCUGCCGACAUUGCGUUGCCGCAAAGAACACUCUCAAGCUAA